This is a messenger RNA of Spirometra erinaceieuropaei, 19690 nucleotides long. Lineage: Eukaryota; Metazoa; Platyhelminthes; Cestoda; Diphyllobothriidea; Diphyllobothriidae. The record is from the annotation of a GenBank genome assembly.
AUGUCCCCGGAGGUGAGUUGUGGUGGCGAGUUGGAAAAAGUCAUCGCACCGAAGGACACAAUCCAAGCCGCGCACGAUACGGAAAGUUUGUAUCAUGUCUCCGCGCAACUGCCUAUAACUCAGAGGAUAGAGAUUAAGGUUAGUUAAGCGGAUCUCGUAUGGCAGUGCACUUUGACCUCUUACUAAUUUUGUGGCUCGCCUCUGCACCCUUUCGAGCAGAUCGUAAUCCUGGUGCGUCCACGGUCUCCAGGCCUGAAUUGCAUAUUCGAGAUGGGGCCUUAUAAACGUGCCGAAGACUUUGGUGAAGCAGUCUUCAUCGAAAACUACGAAUGCCCGCUUGAUGGCAUAUAGCAUUGACGUUGCGGCCUUGGCCUCCUUACAGCAUUGUGUAGAAGACUUUAGGCUGUCUGCAACCCAAGCUCCGAGAUCUUUCUGAGUUUCUGCUUCUCGGAGUGGCAUUCCGUUCAGAUUGUAUUGCCGCGUACUAGGGCUCUGAUUUCCGAGGCGCAUAAUGGUGCAUUUGUUCAAAUUGAAGGACAAGAGCCAUCUGCUGGACCACUCGUCCAACCAACAAAGAUUUUCUUGGAAGUUGGUCUCAUCGGCAGCAUUCUGGAUGACUUUCCAGAUUUUUAUGUCAUCCGCAAACAUGGCACAAUCACAGUCCAACCCAUCUACGCAAUCAUUGAUGAACAAGAGAAAGAGAGUUGGUCCGAGCACCGAGCCUUGUGGGACCCCACUCUCUAUGAAUGUGCACCUUGAUUGCUGUUGUUCUACGCAGACAAUUUGGGAGCGGCCGACAAGGAAAUUUUGUUCAUCAAUGAUUGUGUCGAUGGGUUGGACUGUGAUUGUACGAUAUUUGCGGGCGACACAAAAAUCUGAAAAGCCACUCAGAAUGUUACCAAUGCGAUGAACUUUCAAGAAAACCUUUGUCGAUUGGACGUGUGUGUGUGGCUCUUGUCCUUCACUUCGGAAAUAUGUACCAUACCGCGCCUCGGAAAUCAGACCCCUAGUACGCGGCAAUACCAUCCGAACGGAAUGCCAUUUCGAGAAGCAGAAACGCAGAAAGAUCUCAGAGUCUGGGUUGCAGACAGCCUAAAGCUCUCUACGCAAUCUUGUAAGGCGGCCAAGGCUGCAACUUAAAUUCUUUAUGCCAUCAGGCGGACUUUCGCAGUUUUCGAUGACGACUGCUUCACCAAAGUCUUCGGCACGUACGUAAGCAGAAUUUACAGCAGGAUUGAAAUCUGACCGAAAGAGUGCAGAGGCGAGCAACAAAAUUAAUUAGAGUUCGAGGUAUACUGCCAUACGAGAUCCGCCUAACUAACCUUAAUCUCUAUCCUCUGAGUUAUAGGCAGUUGCGCGGUGAUUUGAUACAAACUUUCGGUAUCGUUCGUGGCUUGGACUGCGUGCAUCGGUGCGACGACUUUUUCCAACUCGCCACUACAACUAACAUCCGGGGAUAUCCCUUCAGGCUACGUGUGCCCCAGGGAAGGUUGAAUGUGAGAAAGUAUUUCUUCUCCAACCGUGUCGUGGAACCGUGGAAUAAUCUGCCUGAGAAGAUUUUCAUGUCUCCAUCUGUGGAGACAUUUAAAUGUCGGCUUGACAGAUAUAUGCUGUAGUAACAAGCGGAGUAUGUGAGUUUUAGCCAUGAGACCAGCGACAUAUGUAAAUCAAUGUCUGCAUGCACUUAAGGCUGUAAUUUCUUCACAUUUUGCUUAUUUGUCGAAUUUUUAUGUACAAAUAUGUAUUGACAGACUGAUUGAAUCCUCACAGUACGCUGAAAGUCGAAACGGAGCGGGGACAUUUAAGAUCACGAAGAUCAUCAUUACAAAGGAAAACAUCAGUGAAUUCCGCAACCAAGUAACAACAUGCAGCGUUGUUGGUGCAAGAAGUCACCGUCGGCAGCACGAGUAAAACAUAGAUAAUCUCUAAAUUUCUGGAGGACCCUGAUAAAAUUGCUCAAUUUAAGUUUUUAGGAAUGGAAAGGACAGCGCUGUAACUAGACUUUCUGAGUUAAGGUGCUAGCAUUGUUUUGCUUGGAAUACAAAUGCGCUAGGCGCUGACCCAAUUUCAAGUCAAAGGUUACCACAAAAUAAAGUCCAUUUCAAAGCGCAAAACAAACGUUUAGAAGUAGUGUACCGUCCUGCUUGUUUUGCGUUGGGUAGACGGGAGAUAGCUUGAGUUAGUGUAUAACUUCCCGUUCUUCGUCACAUAACUCGACCCUUGGUUGUGCGUCCCUAAGGAGUCCGUCGUUCAAGCACUCGAGACCGGACACUUGGGAUAGGUGAUGAAGAGUAAAUAAGAGCUGAUGGGUAGAAACAGUCUGUUGGGCCGGACAAUUAUCUAGUCGGGUUAUUAUAUUGGCUAACUAAUGAAUGUAGAAACAUAGACGAUAGCUGAAAGGUGGAAAAAUAGAUAGGUAUUGCACUAAUCGGAUCGUCGAUCGUUAGUUAGAGGUCCUCACGUGUUCAGCCGCUAUGAUCGAUCUAUAAGAACGUGGUCACCAAUUAAAACAAGGGGGUUUGAUUCUUUAGUUCGGCUGGGUUGUUACAGUAGACCAAAAAGGCGGUGCGAUAAAUCCAGGGGAUUCAUAUAAGUCGUAAGACUGACCCACUGGAGUGAACAUGGCAAUAAGUGGAAGAAUGGGAUUAGGAGCAAUAUGAAACAAGAAGUUCUCCUUUCUUUCGGGGCGGCUAAACUAUUGGGUGUCCUACUGCAAAUGCUGUGGUAUCAUUGCUGACGUAAUGAUUUAAAAGGAACAUUGAGAAUUAGAACAAAUGACUCGAAACUCAUUUGAGAACUUUUACAAAGCCUAUGAUCCCAUUUGAUUCACUCCAUCAAACAUGCCUUGUAUGUAUAUUAUUCUGAAUUCUGAGUUGUAAAUUGGAUGCUCAACAGCUCACACCAAUUUCUUUGUCAGUAUGUUCAUCUAAACUGGAAUGAAUAGCAAAGGUCAGAGAACGGGGCCUUAUUCUACGCUGAUGACGGUUAAUAAUAUCGACACAGACCCAUCUAAGCUUGUGCGUUCUACCGGCCAAGGUAUCCUUAGUCAAAGUCAGCGAAAUCCUCAUAUCACAGGCUCUAGAAUCUACUAAAUAAACACCGUUAUCGAACACGAUUUUUGGUUUCAUUGAAGUUGACGUAAAUGACAUUGAUACCUGCGUUUUCUUCUGAUUUAGGAAAUUACUGGUCCGUUAAACACAAAGUUUCGAUAAAAGGAAUUACUCUUGCCAAAAAUAAUAUUAGACACUGACAAAACUUUCUUUUUAGCUUGGUGACUGCCUGGUCGUUUUAUUGGGAGGUCCUCCCCAUAAAUGUGCAAUAAAGUAUAGCCUGCUGAUCACCAAGGAACAAUGCAGUUCAUAUUCGACAGCAUAAAAUAAAAACUUAAGUUCACUUUGAAGGGAUUUUUCAUCACUGUAAUCCAAGUGUAUCAAAACCAUAAUUUUUUUCUAAUUCUAAAUACUUCUGCCUUACAUUUUUGCUCGAGCCACUGAAAAUUCAGGAAGUAGCUGAUUGGUUGUUACUAUUUAAAUGCAUGUGCAAACAACCAUGACUGUGGACGAGGAAAACUUGCCGGCGUUUGGCGAUUUGCAAAUUAGCGAAAAUCUGGAAGGCUGGGGCCCUUCAGAGAUCCCAGAUGGCUUCAAGGACAUGCCUUUUCAGCCGUUCUCAAAGGAUACCCGGCUCGGGAAGGUGGCAGACUGGUGUGGGACUAUUUACCCCGAUUCCAAAUCGAAAAGUUUCUUUUCUCAGUGUAAUACAUGUUUUAGAUCGCUAUACGGUUCAGUAUGGUGGUGGAGCGCAGUACGCUUAUUAUCAUGAUGAGGAUGACAGCAGUUUCCAGCUUGCUACCAGCGGGAAAGAUUCGAGAUCUGGCUCAUUUCGACCGCGUUACAGACUACCCUUCGUAAGUUAAUCCUCUUGGAUAACCGGUUUUGGUAGCCGUUGGCAUGCUCUAGAAGGCUCUGAUGUCCGUAUAUAUUGCUCUUAGAGUUUAAAAACGGUUUGAUAUACCAUACCUCCAGGCUUUCCAGUCACUUAUGCCAGUGCAUACGCUGACCAAUAGCCAGUCUCACCCGUCGUAUCCAUUUACUUGGGAGACUGGUGCUUUCGUUAGCAAAUUUACACUUUCUUAGAUGUUUUUUUACGCAACGGAAACUUCUAGUGCUGCGCUUUGUUUAGCAAGGAGCCAGUACCCUUUCAUCCAGUGAAGUAACCUUAUGGUAUAUCAAAGUUCACAGAGGGCGGAGACAUGAGUCGAGACUGGUUUUGGUCAACCUACUCCUCAAACGGAUUUGACCAAUGCCAUGAUCUCAGAAAUCGAGUGUAGAUGUGUACAUUCCAUGCACACAAUCUGGUGAAUGCAUCCUCCUUGUUAUAUGCGUCCGGCACUGAAAGGUAAAAACACAUGCAAAUAGGCCUUUUUAAAAUAAUAACAAUGUUACCAAAAACGUUAGUUGUUUAUCAUUCGCUUAUUUCACAACCUGCGCUCAGUUGUACUGUCGCGCGUUUAGAUCUCUUGACAGAAAACUGCUGUUAUUGGCUUUUAUGUGGCUAUGUAUUCCCAACACUUCGUAUGCUCCCAUAGAAGUCUAAGCAUGGUGGACUGCAGGCAGGAUCGGUUCGCAGGUAGUCAACAGUAAUUCUCGCAGGUUUCACUCGACCGUUGAUUCGGCACUCUACUUUUCCCUCGAUCUAUGACAUUAACUCCGGUGAGAAACGUCUCACUGGGAAUGCCUAACUUACUUCCUCUUAUUCUCGCCUUACGGCCCAUAGAUUGUGCGUGCAUUGUUUCGGGUCAUAAGAUCAUAAAUGGACAAGGUGUCGUCAACUUUGGAGUUUUCUUUGCCAUAAUCUUGGAUGUACCUGUUGGACCCCCGAAUAACUUAUUCAGCUCACGCUCAAGUUUUUUUCAGUACGCCAUCUCGAUUGCACGUGGGGGCUCUCGUUAGUCCAACCAUCUACAAGCUCUCCUUUAUUGAGCACGUUAAUAGCCUCCCCCAAAACUUAAGGUCGACUGAGGACUCGCCUAAAGUGCUAAACCAACCACUCCAAAAUCCCUGAUUCCUCCGACAGUAGGGUUGUUUCACACGGGUUGGGGACCGUAGGGUUCCACAAUGCCUUCGAAGUUUUUAUUUUCACCUCCCAGCCUCUGCUGCAGGUGCCGACAGUACUGGGCUAUCUUCGCCUCAUUUUGGUCUGUACUGCCCUUCAUAUACGUCAUGUGGAAUUCGGUUUUCGCAGACCAGUCAUUUUCUUAUGUCACCGAGCCAGGCCCUGCGCUACUGGCGUAUGUUCGAUGACUUCAGUGACAUUGGUGUGGGUAACAUUUCACUGCCCAACCCAGCUGUUCCCGAAGCCCUCAUCCACCAGGGCUUUAAUGUAAUCUAGGCAGCUGCCACCUUUUUUGGCCCUUUUCAUCUAAUGAGAAGGUCCCUGUGGUUGGAUUUUCAGCCUUUUUUCGAGACGAAUAUAUUGUUAUCAGCCGAGGAUUUGACACUGCACAUCGCCCUCGUCACGAUCACGACAUGAUAUAUUUUCGUAAAGAGCACACAGUCAAUCAGUUUUUUUUGAUGUAGGCGAGGGUGCACCGUAGUUUUACGUAUUUAAAGACGAAAGAAAAUGCUGAUGGCUAGAAGAUCGCGUUUUUUACAGGUUUUCAGCAGUCCCUUGUCGUUGCAGUUGUCUAUUUUGUGAUGAACACCGAGUGGGGUGAAGUUUCUGCCUAAUUCUUUGCUCUAAAAUCCGCAAAAUAUUCAGUUUGUCCGCUUUCUGAACAGACACGUUUAAGGAACGGAAGUCUUCAAAGAACAUAUCCCUCAGGUGCUGAUGACUUGCUAUUAUUAAAGUGCAGACGCUGAUAGUGGCGAAUUUCUUCUCAUGCAGUGCAGACUGCAUUGCGGAGUGGUAGUUUUCGAUUCUUUGUGUUAGGUAAGAUAGCAUCCUGGCAGCGAAGACAGCAUGUUUGCGUUUCUAGGUCAACCAUUCUAGAAAGUGUGUCCUGAGCUGUCAUUCAUUCUGGUCAGUUGGUCAUCGGACAUUCCAAACUGCCAGAAUGAAAGAUGCUGACCUAUAUUGCUUUAGUUGUUGUGCUUCGACCGAUUUUAUGGCGUCGAGUAGUCUCAGGCAGCAAAAUGUACGACCUAAACCGAAAUUUUAGGGGACGAGUGGCAUCAUUUGCUUUUUUCAUUCCGUACUUAAAAAUGAAUGCAUCCGUAAGUAGGAUGCAAAAAGACAUCCAGGCAGGAUGCCGACUUCUAUUGUGGUUCACGGUCAGGCUUAACAAUAAGACGACGGGAUUCCAUGACGCGUUCUCCAUAAAACUGCCAGUUAUGAUGAGGGGUUUGGUUGUAAUGUUGAUCGGGUAUUGAGGGUAACCUGUUCGAGACUCAUCUUCUAACGAGGAGGACUUUUGGCUCCCAUAGGGGAUUGCGCGGCAGGUGCGCCGGUUCACGGCAGGGUUGCGCUGAGUCUGUACAGGCCGUACACGCAUUUGGCUCUCAAUAGACGUAGGCCUUCAUCUCGCGUCAGCGAUUAAAUCCAAUUUCCAUCACCAGCUGGUUGACAGGCUCGGGCAGUCGCCUUAUGUGUGGGAGUGGGGAGAGAGUGCGACCGACACCGGGAAUCCAUCCUCCUGUCGCAUCAGUGCAUCCUCUACUUUAAUAACUUUGGAGCGUUUGAAUCCGUCACAAUGCGCUACCUGUCAUGGCUUGGAAGAUUGCUAAUUAAUGGCAUAACUCGGUCGUCAGGACUGAGAGUUGGACUCGAUGGCUCCUCUGUGUAACAUUUAUGACAAUCUUACGCAUAUGAGAUCGGAGCCGCCUUCUGUGAAAUACCGGUAUAUGUAGUGACGCCCUGGUCGUUUGUGGGGGGCGCGUAGACGGGUCGUCUAACUCAGCCAGCCACUGCGUGCGAGCCCACCACCGGUCUUCUUGACACUGUCCUUCCACUGAAGUCAGGCGGAUGAAGGAGGGAAGGGUGUUGUAAAUACCAUGUAAAUUUGUUUCUUUAUAAAAUAUUUCACGUGCAAGUCACCGAUGCUGAACCCUCUCCAUUGAGCACGCGGCGGGCGUCGUCGCUUACGACGGCCGAACCGUCGUGUAAGGAGGAGGACUUAUGCAGCACCGUUCUCGCAAGUUCUACCGCUGUUCAGCAGCAAGACAGCUGGUGAGGAUGCCGGAUGCGGCGACUUGCACCGCCUGAGUUGUUUUUGCACACAAGGCGGCUGUUUCCUCCUUACCGGUUCGGGAAGGCAAAAAAGCCCUUAGUAAAUCAUGCCGGUCGAACAAGGUGGGCUGCUAACCAAACAGCCCGUGCUCCCCGUGGCGCAUUGUAAACACGUCUUUUGUCCUUUCAACCCAUUACUCAUUUUCCUCCUAACUCCAGUCCCUUCGUUUCCGAUCUAAGAGUCAACUGAUUACACUGGUUCGUUUGCCUUAGUUUUAGCCCUUCCAAAUAUUUCCCUAUCGGAAUUUAGGAUUUUCCACUUCGUAUUCCAGAUGCCCUGUCGUUGAUCCACCUUGCUUAUCAUAUUACCAUUAUCAUUAUUACCGACUAAUAACCAGAUAUCAUUCCCCUUGCCUCUUAAUGCCACUCCUAGGCCACAUUGUGUCUAAGGAUAAAUCUAGUAGGUGAUCGAGUCCGGUCUUGAGCAUUAUUUUCAGUAACCCUGCCUUCUUAUCACAGCGGAUGCGUAGGGGUGGUCAAUUCGGCCCAGGCUGGGGCCCUGGUGGUGGCCGUGGUGCUCCAGUCGGCGGCCAAUUCGUGUCGCUGGGCAACUUCGGUGGUCGUCAGCGUCGCUAUCCAAUGAAUGAUCGUGAUCGAAUGGCCAUGCAGAACCAACAGCGUCGUGGUGGUCAAGGAUGGCAAGCCAACCGCCGUGGUGGUUGGUCUGGUGGUCCUGGCGGUAAUUGGCGCCAAAACCCCAAUGACUACAACCGGCGAAUUAACCGACAACCCAAGACAGCCUCUGUCCAGGUUAAGGAAGAUUGGACGCUUCUUGAUGAACUCGAAUUCAGCCGUUUGGCCGCCCUUUCUUUGCCUUCCGUAAAAGAGCCUGAAAAUCUGUAAGUUCAAUCCCUGAUUCUUUAACUCGCCUUUCUGCCUCGUCCCAUGGCAAUUGUUUUGUCGUGUGCUACAUUAGUGCUUUGUCUAUCGUGAUCUCUGAUCUGUCAUACUCUGUAAAUCUGCUGGAGAACGGAAGCAUCUGCAAACAUAAAUUCACACUAGACGAUUGAUGCAACGUUCUGCCGCAGUCUGUGAUUUAGGCCGUAGUGCUUAAGAGUGCUUUCUCAAAUCGCCUUUUCGGGGAAGAGGGGAGGGGGGUGGACGGUUCAGUUUCAGAUCCUCCGCUUCUGUAUUACUCACCGCCCCCUCCUCGCCAUCUUCGCGCACAGAACACGUUCCAGGGCGACCAAUAGUGGACAUUGACUCCGGCCAAGUAGGCUGAAGCAAAUUCUGCACGUUCGGACAGUUCGACCGUCGCGAACGACGAUGUCCACCGUGUGCUGCACAGUGACGUCAGAGCAGGGACGGCGACCUGGUGCGUGGAUAAGUUUAUAGUGAUAGUAUCCUUGCGCAGCAUCUACCGCGUAACACACCCGUGCUAGUCGUUAGCCUAAACCUUAAUCUUAGUUAUCCCGCCAUCCAUGGUCUUUUAAAAACGUGUUUAAUUCUGUAUGAUUCGGGACUAAGCGCUUAAUCUAUGCUGAAUCGGCCUUACUUACUCCCUCAUUGCUAUGUUCAGGCCGCUUAUCCUUGUAAAACCGCCUGGAGAUAGACUGAGCACAGGACUUAAAAAACCUCAGUCUAACUCUGUCCCCGCCCAAAGGACAACCGAGUCGAGUACCGUCUACGAGGGCGAAUUUCCACUUGUUCCUGGUGCCCAAAGUAUUGCCUCCAGACUGUUGACUAACUUCUGUGACAACCCUUUGGCAUGAGGUUUCACGGGAUGUCGCGGUCUUCAGGGUCGAGGUUGGCAAUAAUGUAGGGUUUUUCUUGCCAGUCGUUGUGAAUGUUGUUACUGUGCUAUCAUGCAGUGCAAAUGCCGCCAAUUUAUCUAAGACCUAGCUCAUAGUUCGCUAAAUAUCCAAUAACGAUGCGAAUCCCCCAACAUUUUGAAGCACGCCAAGGAGGGUGAGACUGCAAGCUAAGAGACACUGAGUUCGAAGGGCACUUUCAUUCCUCAUCGCCUGCCGCUCUUUGUGAGAACCGGGGCUAACAGUGCAGGGCAUUCCUUAAGGGACCUAGUGGACUUGCUCUGUGCGCAGGGCGCCUUGUGACAGGACACCAGUUUUCUGCAUGAUCAGCCUAUCAUAAGGUUUGCUUUGGCGAACUUUGCAGUCGUCUCCAACACCCUACGUGUAGAAUCGAUGGAUAUCAAUAUUAAUAUACUGGUCGAGUAGCCCUGGACUGUAUGGCUGCUUGUAGGUUUUUACAUCAGAUCUGACACCAAGUCUUGCCAUAUCCUCUAUUUCAGCAUGGAAUGCGGCUCGGUAAAAUACUACGACAAGGCCUACGAUGCCGUUACCACGCGCAGCGAGAAGCCUCUGGUCCGUUUCAGUGGUGUCGUCCACGCGGUCACAACCACGGAGGAUCCCGUUAUCCAAAAGCUUGCCCGUGAAUCCAACGCCAACGUCUUCUGCACCGAUAGAAUGGCUCAGGCAAUCAUGUGUGCGCACAAGUCUGUGGACUCCUGGGACCUAAUAGCCAUUCGUAUCUCCGACAAGCUCUUCUUUGACGUGCGGCCCGACUCCAACUUUGGUGGGUUCUAGGCCACUUUUGUCCUGAUGUGCCGCUUCUAUGUAAGCCCUCAAUCUACAGGUUUUAUGUCCACGCCGACGAUGCUGACUUGCAGUUCCUUCUUUCCGCCCCUUUAGACCUCGUUACAGUUGCAGAGACAGCCGCCGAGCCUCCAAAUGAGGAGCCCGGGCACAUAAACAGCCCCGAAAAGUUGGCUCUGGAGGCCACUUUCAUCAACCUCAAUUUCCCUCAACAGGUCCUCAGUAGUGUAAGUCUCAUUUGAAAAUUCCCACAACAUUCAGCCAGGUCAGAUCAUCAUGGUCUGACACUGGGACGCGGCGAUGCCACCCGUAGACGCGAAACUGCCAUCCCAACCCCUUUCCGCCUUAUAUGUCCUCCUGAGUGCUGCUGGUACUCCUCACUUUUCCAGGGCUGUGGAAACAGUAACAGUGUCUGUCAUCUUCACAUGUCACCACUGUUGACAGAGUAUUUAUUUAAAGUCAGAUGUUAUGCACCACUACCGUUGGCGUGGGAAGGGGAAGAGAGGGUGGCACCGACGCUGGAUAAUCCAUCACCACAGCAAAUCGGAACGCUCCUAACCAUAGUGAAUCUGGUUCAUUUGAUUCUAUCACGACCCUUCAUGAGCCGACGCUUGGAAGACUUCCAGUCCUUCUCAGGACUUGCGAUCAGGCUGCUAUGGUUCCCUUCCAUUCAGAUGAGAUCUGAGCUGCUCUUGCAGAAGCCGAGUACGUGCAGUGGGGACCGGAUGGCCUGUGUGUGGCACGCGUAGACGGUCUACUCAGCUCGUGCCCACCUCCGACCACCUUGACAUUGUCUCGCCCUCGGAGCCACUUGGGUGCGGGAGGAGAGGGCGGCGAACUUUUAAAGAAGGAGACACGAUCGCUGGGACAAGAGCUUUAUUAGCCUGACGUUUCGGAUUCCUGCUCGAACCCAUCAUCAGAGACAAGAGCAGACUGCUUCCCAGGACUCGCCUCUUCACUUCUAUUGGCAGAGCGACAGAUCCUGUGUCAGUCUGCCUCACCAUAAAGCACUUCACUCACAAGUCACCAGUUCUGUGUUUACAUUUUGGGGCACUCGGCGAAAGUUUUCGCCUGCAACGAUCGAACUACUGAGACUGCUGGCUUGAGUUGAUCUACAGUUUUACGCGUUAGUCUAUAACUGGCACGCAGGGUCGCGGAUCCACGAGGAUCUGACGGAUGCAGGCACAGAGAAAUGUGUCUAGCCGCAAAUUUUAUUUCCCAGCUAAUAUAUGUAUAUAUUGGUAGUGUUAGCACCCCCUGCUUCGUCUAGCAGGCCUCCAACUUUAUUACAAAGCUGCGCGCGAGAUGUUCUGCCGAAAAUUGACAUAUGCAGUAGUAGUGGGCGCUCACCGAUCGUUCAUACGGAACUCACUCUUUCCGUUGUGCCCUAAGGGCUCUCUCUCGAGCCCAACCAGCAGCCGCACAGCGGCGCAUGAUAUAUAGGCAAAAUGGUAUUACCGACAAAGACAAGGCAGGCUGUCUCCCUUGUCUUUGUCGGUAAUACCAUUCUGACAUAUGAAAGUUAGAACCACAGCGGCGUCUCACUUAGGCGCUGACAAGCACAUAAAAUUAGUUCAGUAGUCGUAGCCGCCCGUCUGGAAACAUUGGAGAGUGUUGUAAACCAAUUUGCUAACUGACACAGCGCCUAAACUUCCGCAGUGUCUCGAUUUCUUCCCCAAGUCACUAAUUCAGAGGACCCCUAUGUGGUUCAUUAACUUGCAAUUACUUCCUUCUUCAUGCUUGGCGAUAGUCAAAAGUCCUUUUCCCGCCAACUCACCAUCGAAAGUCUAUUAUCUACUAGUCAGCCACUGACCUAACUUCGUUGCAUUUCUGGUUAAGAGACGGAAAUCCGUUGGAUUUUGACUAGAAAUAGUCAGACAUGAAGCUACGUCGUAGUCGGUUCUCUUCUCCCCUGAGCGAACGGUAAUUUCGGUCAACUAGGCUAGUUACUGCCGACGGAAAAAGGGUGCUGUUAGUGCCUGUGGUACUUGUACUUGGUACGGCAGCGAUCACGCCUGAUCUAGCCGGCCUCGAUGAUGUCCCGAACUGUACCUCUCCACGCCUGACGAUCCGCGGCAGCAGAUCUGUACAAUUAAACCCAUUUCCUUCGCCAGCGACGGAGACCCAAUACCGAAGGUUCAAAAACCACGAAGUGUGUCGAGCCAGGUUUUGAGUUGGCUCCCUUUUCGACGCCUCCAAUGGGGUAACGGUGCCGGAUCGAGGGCAUUAACACUGAGCUCUUGAGGUUGACGACGAAGAACAUGCCCAAAUCACCAUAGUCGCAUUUCUUGGAUGGCGUGCGUUAUCCUUGCGAUGUUGUCGCAGCGAGCGCGGGCUGUCUCAUUUGAGAGGAAGACGCUGAACUUCACUCGAAGGAUGGUCCUUAAACAGUGGUGAUCAAAUACCUCCAGUUUUCGAUCGUCCUCCACGCGCAAAGCCCAGCAUUCACAACCGUAGAGAAGGACAGACCGGAAAGAUGCAUGGUACACGCAAAUCUUAGUGGCGAUGGAGAUGUCGCGUCGGAUCCAUAGGCAUUUUCUGAGGCUCAAGAAAACCCGUCGGGUAGCAUCAAUUCGGGAGACAAUGUCGCCCUUGCGCCGUCCAUUCGACAGCAGCCACGUCUCGAGGUAUUUAAAACUGUCGACUUCUUCCAGUUCAUAGCCAUAAAUCCCGAGAGGUGCCUCCUCCUGGUCAGGGAUGCAGCCCGAAAACACUUUGGUCUUCCCAACGUUCAUGGGCGAACCGACCGAUUGGGCGACCUCGUUCACCCGUGAUAUUAUAGACCCUAGACCACAAAAACUUGAAGCAAUUAAGGCAAUAUCAUCGGCAUAGUCGAGAUUAGCUAAUCAGUGUCCGGGUGCGAACUUACUACCGUCACCUUCGUGUAGGUCCCUCCGAGAAUCCAGGUAAUAGUGCAGUUGAACAGAAUGGACGACAGGAUACGACCCAGUCGAACGCCAGACCAGAUACCAAACGGUUGGGAAAGAUCGUUUUGACCAGAACUCUCGCAGUGGUGGAGCGAUAAUAGGCCUUGAUCAUGGCAAUGAUUUUGGCGGUACACCAUCUAGUACCAUUAUCCAGCACGAUGGAGCAUGAUAAAAGUUCCCCUCUCUCCCUGACAGCUGGAAUGUUAUCGUUACUGUUUAUCAAAUGCCAACUAGCAUAUGCUUUUAUUGCUCCUACUUUGAUCUCCUUCCACCCCACCUCACAGGAGGCCAAGACCUACUCCUUCCCGUGCAAGAAUCCUUUCAUCGACGCGGACGAUAAGGAGGAGGCCGAGAAGGUGGCCUCUGUUGGCUACCGCUACCGCAAAUUUGAUCUCGGUGGCAAUAUUCAGUGCGUCAUUCGGUGCGAGGUGGAUGCCGCUCUGCCCGACAGCGCUGGGGAGGAGCCCAAGAAGAAGAAGAAGGAGAAGUUCGCGCCGCCGCCUCGCUUUGCUUGCAUCAAGGCGCUCAAUGAAUUCGACCAUAGGGUAGGUCCCUUUGCGGUUGUCCUUGUUAUGAUGUGGUCCAACAGUCGACCAGAGAACCGACUGUAUUGCAUUUCGCAGGAGAAACUGUUGUAUUGGCAUGUAUGAUUUACCACGCGCAGACAGCACGGGUGCUAAUUAAAAGCUCAGGCACUUGUUUGGCGCUUCAUGACACGGGGGCGGCGAGGGGUUUGGCUCAUCAGUGCGUUCCGCUUUGAGCCUUCAGUUUUUAAUCUCAAAAAUUAAGUCGCCUACUUGGAGUCGAUCAUUUGAAAUGUCGCUGAGUACUUGGUUUCCUGUAGUGAUACCCAUCGAUGCGGACGGCGUUGCAGACGCACCGUAUCAAAACGGGGUCAGACUGGUUUACGGCACGCAUUUAUCGUGUUGUACAGAGUCCGCGCCAGCCAGCCAGCCACUGCGACACUCGCACGCAUGUGAGGAGUGCGUGUGUGUGUGUACAUUAUGGUUAGUGUCGCUUAGUCGAUGACUGACUGGCUUCCCAGCCUUUGAAGGAUGUUGGCCCAGGCUAAAUGCAGAGCUGCGUGUCACCCUUUUGGACCUAAGUGGUAUGUAAGCACCUGUGCCAUGACCAGCAAGCCCUCAGCCCUUGCAGCCCAGUGUGUGUUGGCAGUUCUUCUGACACCUGGUUCACUCCUGGUAGGAUGCGAUUGUUCCUCCGCUGGGUACACAGGUCGUGUGCAUGGUUGCCCAGUCAUCUUCGUCGUCUCUGACCCGUUUGUUGGUUAAAAUCCUGGUCAAGUGCUUGUUGUGAACCCGAGGGUGUGGGGCAGUACAACUAGGUGCAGGUCCGGCCGUGACAGCCACAUGCGUCCUCUCCCGCCUUCGGCCUUUUUGACAACGUCUUGACGCCGAGCUCAGAUUGAAGAGGAGGAGGAGGAGAGAGUACGGUAGAUGCUGCGCAGUUCUACUCAUACGCAAGUCACCGUGCCUGCCUCGCGGAGCACGCGCUGGACAUCGUCAGAAUCGACGGUCGAACUGGCGUGUCUGUGUGGUCAAAAGGUCUGGAUUCAUGUGCUAUGCCGGUAUCGGCAAACCAUGGCCCUCGUAGCCCGAUAUGCGCUGGCAGUUCCCUGACACCUGGUUACCUGCCGGUAGAUGCACGUGCGCUCCCGCUGGGUACACAAGUGGUGGACAUGGCUUCCCAGUCAUCAUCCUCGUCCUUCUGACCCCUGUUGGGGUGUUGUUGUUGUGGUUGGUGAAAAAUCCUGGUCAAGUGUAUGCUGUGGGCUAGCGGGUGUGGUGGCACGCCUAGGAGCGAGUCCGGCCGUGUCAGUUACCUGCGCCCUCCCUCGCCUCCGGUCUUCUUGACUUUGGGCCCAGGUGGCAAGUGGGGGAAGAGAGAGAGUGUGGUAGGUGCUGACAAAGUCUACCAUCAGUAUAGUGGUAGUAGACUUGCGCAAGUCGCCGUGCCUGCUGCACCUCGCUGCGGAGCACACGGUGGACAUCGUCGGGCCCGACGGUCCAACUGUGUGUGCGUGUGGGCUCAGUCACAUCACUCGCUGAUUGGCAGGCUCACACACAGUUGGCUAUUCUAUGGGAGAGGGGCGAGAGAGUAUGUGGUAGGCACCAGGGAAUCCAUCCCCACGGGCAUCAACAGAGGAAAAGAACCGAACACUUCAAAGCUAGUAGUAAUUUCUCUAUUUAUCCAUGUUAUGCUGUUGCCUGACGCUUCUGCGAAGGAUUCUCAACUGGAACCCUCGUUAUGAAUACUUGAAUACGGCCAUUUUAGAAGGUGACAAUGUGUCGUUUUCCGCUCAAGUUGCUAGCAUUUAGCUGAAAUGUCACAUGCGAGACCGUGGCCAACCCAGUUUGUCGUUUGUGGAUUAAGUUGUGAGAACCUCUCUCAUGUUUGGUUAUUUUUUUUCCUUCUGAAAACACAACCCCCUACCAGUACUGCAGCGGAGUGAAUUGGCGAACCAAACUGGACGCCCAACGCGGGGCAGUCAUCGCCUCGGAGUUGAAGAACAACUCCUGCAAGAUAUACAAGUGGACAAUUGGUGCCAUAAUCUCCGGUGCUGACCAACUGAAGUUGGGGUAUGCUUUUUUUCAUUCCCAAAUUGCUGUCAUUAUCAGAGGGCAGAUUUAAGCCCCCCCUUCCGCUCGAUGCAAGGUACGCUGAGCGACCAAACGUAUGACAUGUUGGUCGAACUUUUGAAAUGCGUUUCCGAUUAGGAAGGAUUGAUUGGGCGGCUUUGUAAUACCGGUUAACAUGUGGCAUAAUCGUAUAAUAUUUCGGACUCGGACGGAUGUCGGCUUUUGAAUGCACUUCUUUUUGCCGUGUACAAACCGUACUCGGCAAAAAACGACAAGUUAAGUAGCGUGCAUUUUUCACAUUGGUUUUCGAUGGUCUUAUAAACUCAAUCAUAUUUUAUAAAAAAAACAUGGACAAAAAUAUGCUUUUCUUCAGUCGUUUGAUAGAGAGUAACAUCAUCUUUAUAUUUUAUACUUGAAGAAGGAUUAUAAUUUGGUUUUAAAAAGUUUUCUGAUUCCCGAAUAAUUUGGAGCUUAGUGAUUUCAGUCCACAUGGUGCAUGCGUUCCUCGUAAAGAAAAUCACAAUUUCUUCUAUGCGUUUAAAAAGAUAUCAUAUAGAGUCCAUAAAAUUUUGCAAUUGAUGCAGACCACCUUUUACUUUUGAUGGGGAGCAGUGGUAAACGGACAGUUAAGAUGCCUUAUGAAUGGACACUGCGCGGUCUUCAAAAAUCUCAUGAAUAGAAACUUUUUUAAAACCUAGUUACCUUUUCUUAGGUUAUAUAGUGUGAAAACAAUGCGAGUUUCUACCAAACGAAGAAUAUUUUUGCGCAGGUUUUCUAGAAAAUGCACUUGAGUCUAUAAGACCACCGAAAACCAAUGCGAAAAUGCAUACUACUCAAGUAGUCAUUUUUACCAUAUGUGGUUUCUGCAGGAGGUCGUAAAGAAAGGCAUUCAAAGGUCGGCAUCUUGGCGAGUCAGAAAUACCAUACUAUAUGUUAAAACCGCACCUAGGUAAUCUUUACUGAUCGAAAACGCAUUUCGGAAUUCGGGUCAACAUUUCAUGGGAUCGGUCACUCACUGUAUAUAGGUAAACUGUCCACAUCAAGUGGACUGUUAGUGCCAUAAUCUCCGGUGCUGACCAACUGAAGUUGGGGUAUGCUUUUUUUCCCUCCCCCAUUGCAGUCAUUUUCAGAGGGCAAAUUUAAGCCCCUACCCGACGUAAGUUACUGUGAGUUACCGGUCUCAUGCAAUGUUGUCUGAAAUACUGAAAUGCGUUUUCGAUUAGGAAGGAUUACAUGGUCGCGGCUGUAAUACUGAUUAUCUUGCGGCAUAAUCCUAUAAUAUUUCGGACUCGGCAGGAUGUCAGCUUUGGAAUACACUGCUUUCAAUCUCCUGUACACACCGUGCUCGGUAAAAAGGGACGACUUAAGUAGCAUGCAUUUUUCUCAUUGAUUUUCGACGGUCUUGCAAAUUCAAAUAUAUCUUAUAGGAAUCAUUAACAAAAUAUGCUUUCUUUCAGUCAUUUAAUAGAGAAUCACGUCUUCAUAUUGUAUACCCAAGGAAGGAGUAUAAUUAGGUUUUUAAAAGGUUUUCUAAUUGCUGAAUAAUUUGGAGCCUGAUCAUUCGUUGCAUGAGCACUUAGUGAUUUCAUUUUACAAGGUGCAUGCGUUCCGCGUAAAGAAAAUCACAUCUUUUUCUGUCAUUAAAAAUAUAUCAUACAGAAUGUUGCAUACAUCAAAAUGUUGCAAUGGAUGCGGACUAUGUUGUACAUUUCAUGAGGAGCUGCGGUAAACGCCGACGUGCGAUACUAUGUAAAUGGACAUUGCGCGGUCUUAGAAAAUGGCACAAUUAGAAACUUUAAAAACCUAAUUAUACUCCUUCCUUGAGUAUAAAGUAUAAAGGAGAUGUGAUCCUUUAUUAAUUGACUGGAAGAAAGCAUAUUUUUGUUAAUGAUUUCUACAAGAUAUGUUUGAAUUUCCAAGACCAUCGAAAAUCAAUAAGCAAAAUGCAUGCUGAUAUCCUGUCGAGUCCGAGAUAUUACAUAAUUAUGUCGCAAGAUAAUCAGUCUUACAGCCACGCCUAAGUAAUCCUUCCUAAUCGAAGACGCAUUUCAGAAUUUCAGCCAACAUUUCAUGAGACCGGUCACUCACUGUAUGUGGGUACAAUGUUUGCAGGCGUCUCCGAGGUGUAGAGACCGUCCAGGCAAGGUCUGCCGUCAUGAUCUUCAGCUGGGUGUCAGGCUGGUAGUUUUUUUCAGACCAACCCUACGCUUCCUUAUGACAGGCCUGUGCUGUCAAAACGUAUUCAAGCAUCGCAUCCCCAUCACACUCGUGCAACAAGUAUGCAGUAAGGUUUGCCGACCUCGGUACCGAUUCGCCAGACGUAUUGUGUGUGUGCGCGCGCUCGCGUUUGCACCGCGCUGCAGGUGCGGCGGACUAAAACGGGUGUCGCACUGGCUCACAGUGCGCGUUUGCCGGGCUGUGCAGCGUCCUUGCGAACUUAUAACUACUGCCGUGCAUGUGUGUGGUGGCACGCCUUAGAAUCCUAUCAUUUUGUGGUCGAGGGGCGGGGAACAGUCGACAGGUGCAUGGUAGAGGGAAAAAGAGGGUGAUGCGGACACUGGGCAGGGAUUCAUUCCAACAGUGCAUCGACGCACACCUCACUGUGGUGAAUCUGAUAGACCUUAAGGUUUGUGAGCGUCUGCAAUAUCAUUAUUCGGCAAACGCUGGCUCUCGCAGCCUGGUUUGCGUUGGCAGUUCCCUGGCACAUGGCUCCGUGUCGGUAGAUGCCCAUGCGCUCCCGCUGAGGUUGUGAGCAUGGCUGCCCAGUCAUUCUCGUCUUUCUGGCCCGUUGUUGUGCUGCUGUUGGUGAGAAUCCUGAUCAAGUGUUUGCUGUGGGCCAGGGGGUGUGCAAUGGUACGCCCAGAUGCGGGCCCGGUCGUGUCAGCCACCUGCGCCCUCUUCCGCCCCCCGGUCUUCUUGACCAUGUCUUGACACCGGGUCCAGGCAGCUGGGGGGGGGGGAGUGCGAUAGAUGCUGCGCAAGUUCACCCACUAUAUGCUGAUUCACGCGCAAGCCACCGCGCCUGCAUCACCAUGCUGUGGAGCACACGAUGGACAUCGUCGGGCACGGCGUCGACCUGUCAUGGUAAAUCUAAUGUGCUAAGAGUCGUGGCUGGGAAGCUCGCCGGCUGACGGGAUAACUCGGUCCUCUCAGGACUGAGAGUGAGGCUGCAAUGCCUCCUUAAUUGGGUCCGUGUGUGGUGCCCGUAGAUGAACUCUUUCGCUCCAUUGAGCCCGAGUCCACUUGUAGUCGUCUUUGCACCGUUUUGCCAUCGGAGCGAUGUCGGUGAGAGAAGGCAGAGUGCGGUAGAUGCAGUACAAGUCUGCCUCACUACAAAUCCAUUCAUGUACAGGCCUCCGAUGCUGCGCCCCACUCGGUUGGACACAUGGGGGACGUCGUCGCCCCGUCGUGUCGCGCACCGGACUGGGGUUUCAGACCACUUCAGCCUCUGCAUCCGAUCCCAUUUUCUCCUGUCGACUUGAUUUGAACCAUUUACGAUCGUCUUAUGUGUAUUGAUAAUCGUGUAUGCUGCUUGUAGGAGGAGAGAAACUGAUUGAUGACACGGAAGUUUGCGUGGCUGAAGUACUAUGUACGCGCGAACCACUACUGCCGCUCUGGGAAAGUGACAAUCCUCGCUAUUUUCGACUUUUAAACAAUUGGAUUUUAUUAGGAUACUGUCUUUUUUCGUAAGAGCUGUAGUUCCACACAGUUGGCAUUUAGUAGAGUGGGGCUUCUGGGGAUUUUAUUGGACACUCCUACUACCAGUCACACAGUCCCCUGCUGAUAUUGAUAUUUUACCUCCUCAGCCUGAAUUUUGUACUGAGAGCGUGGGCAACUAGAAUUUCGAUUUCUCUUUGGGCGCCCUCUACCAGAUGCAGUUGGCGCCCUCAUUGGGGACCCGAGUUAACCCACUUUCUUGACUUGGUGAUUGACAAGGUUGUUUCUGCCACCACCACCAUUACCUCAGUCGUUGUUUAUUUUUAUCCCCGCUUUGGUUAGCUUCGUAUCACGUGUCAACCCCAAAGACACUUCCCAUCACGUGAUCCUCGGCGUUCAGGACUUCCGACCGGUUGAUUUUGCACAGCAAAUUAAUCUCAACAUUGACAACUCAUGGGGUAUUCUCCGCUGUAUCAUCGACUACUUCAUGAAGUGCGAACCCGGUCAAUACCUGAUGAUGAAGGACCCGAACAAGGUGAGAGAGCCAGUUUCAAUCUUUGUUCUGACGCACGUUAUCGCAGGCUAACCCUGACCCGUUGAUUUGCACUGGUCCUGUCUUUUUUGUCUGUUUUAGCCAACUCUGCAAAUUUAUUCGUUGCCCGCCAACGCCUUUGCGUCAGACGAGAGUGACGACUCCUCAGACGAGGAACCGGUCAAGAAGAAAUAA